Messenger RNA from Knipowitschia caucasica, 354 nucleotides. The record is from the annotation of a GenBank genome assembly. Lineage: Eukaryota; Metazoa; Chordata; Actinopteri; Gobiiformes; Gobiidae.
AUGGAACAGCCCACAGUGAGAAGGAGAGGGAGGGGCUGGGUGGGGCAGGAGGGGGGGUGUAGGGGUGGGGCUGGGUGGGGCAGGAGGGGGGGGUUGGGUGGGGCAGGAGGGUGGGGGUGUAGGGUGGGGUUGGGUGGGGCAGGAGGGGGGGGUGUAGGGGUGGGGUUGGGGUGGGGCAGGAGGGGGGAGGGGGGGUUGGGUAGGGGGGUAGGGUGGGGCUGGGUGGGGCAGGAGGGGGUGGGUGUAGGGGUGGGGUGGGUGGGGCAGGAGGGGGGGUGUAGGGGUGGGGUUGGGUGGGGCAGGGUGGGGGGGUUGGGUGGGGGAGUCUUUGAUCAGACUCGGCACGGUGGCUGA